UGCGAAGAGAAGCGAAGCGCGGCGCCGGGGAAGUUUGUCCGCUGCGCCGCCCCGUCCGUCGCCACGGCAACCGGCGUGCCCGCCAUGGCGGCGCCCAGCGUGUUCCUGCUGGCCGUGAGCGGCGAGAUCGAGAGCGGGGAGUUCCCGGGAUUUGAUGACCUCUACUGCAAGUUCUCCUUCGUCUACGGCCAGGACUGGGUCCCCACGGCGGGCCUGGAGGAGGGAAUCUCCCAGAUCACCUCCAAGAGCAGCGUCUCUCCCACCACGCUGGUGUGGAACUUCCCCAUCGACAUCACCUUCAAGAGCACCAACCCUUUCGGCUGGCCACAGAUUGUGCUCAGUGUCUACGGGCCUGAUUUCUUUGGCCAUGACGUGGUCAGGGGUUACGGAGCUGUCCACGUGCCCUUCGUGCCGGGCAGCUUCUGGGGCUCUCCUCUUUGUUCCAGGCACAAAAGAACCAUUGCUAUGUUUGUCCCAGAGUCCACCUCCAGGCUGCAGCAGCUCACAAGCUGGUUCACGGGGAGGCGCCCGGAGUUCACCGACCCCAAGGUGGUGGCACAGGGGGAAGGACGGGAAGUGACCAGGGUGCGAUCCCAGGGCUUUGUGACCGUUUCCUUCAACGUGAUGACCAAAGACCUGCACAAGCUGGGCUACGACGUCCCCCCUGCGCAGGGGCCCGGGGCUCAGGGGCUGCACAGCUUCUGAGGGGCUGCUGAGCCCCCCAGGGCCUGCUCACAGCUCCUGGGGCCUUUCCUGGGAAAGGAGGAGCUGCUUCCACUCAGUCAUCAGGAAAAACACCAGCCCAGGAGGAUCUGGGGAAACGGCCAAGCCUGCUCCUCUCAGCGAGGCUGAAGUGUUGUGGAAAUUGAUGUUAUUGAUAACAUUCAAUGUUUUUAGGGGUCAGACUCUCUGCCUGUAACAAAGUAUUUUUAUAGCUGCCUUUUGUACACAUUUUUAUACAAUUAAUGACACAGAAAGUUUUGAGCUGCAGCAGUUUCCCUGCAGUUAAAACUUUGCAAACCCAGUUUCUAUGUAGUGAUAUGUAUAUGUAUAUAUAUAUAUAUAUAGUGUGUUGCAAAUGAGAAAUUGAAAUUAGUGCACCUUCCAAAAAUGGUCCUGUGAAAUGCAUCCCCCUCUAAGCUCCUUUAGGCUGAAUAAACUCAGUUGUAUCAAUA
Molecule: messenger RNA, 1175 nt
Organism: Prinia subflava (tawny-flanked prinia)
Lineage: Eukaryota; Metazoa; Chordata; Aves; Passeriformes; Cisticolidae
Gene: B9D1
Product: B9 domain containing 1
Exons: 7
Coding region: 85-705 (206 amino acids)
Biological process (GO): cilium assembly
Cellular component (GO): MKS complex
Source: RefSeq, a predicted model, not a curated record